AUGCUAAACAUAAAUAAUUAAGAUUUUUUAGAUAACACCUUUAAGAAAGAUUAGUAGAGCGACUCAGUAUUUAAUGACUUUUAUUAGUCUUAAUAAAGUAAAAUGAGUUCAACUAACUAGAUUAUAAAUGAAAAGUAAGUGCAAGGACCUAUUUUUUCGCAAACAAAAUUCAAAAAAGAUAUUGAUAAACUUGGAGGAAAACAAUGUGAUGAAGAAGUUAUGUUUUCACCUUUGUAAGGGAUUGAAAAAUAAUUGAAAUUCAACUAGAAAAAGACUAUUAGUAGUAAACAUCUUACAAGUGAAAAUGAACAAAAGACUGAUGAGCAUCAAAUUAUAAUUAAAAGAAACAGCAGUGGAUCAAAAUCAUUUUUGGUUUCUAAGAACAUUUCUGUUAAAAGUUUACAUGAUGAAUAAAACAUUUUAUAAGACUCUGAAAAACAAAUUGAAGAUUUAAAUGAUUCUUUUGAUUUGACAGAUAACAGACAAAUUAAAUAUGAAAGAGAUUUUAGCGCAUCAACUAAAAACAGAACUUAAACAGUAAAAUAAUAAAAUCAAAAUACGUAAUAAACAAGCGAUGAGUAAACUAAUAUAGUUUAAGGUAUUUUAAGUCUAGGAGUUGGCUCUAGUAACCAUAAAAAAAGAGGAUCUGCAAUAUUUAUUAAUUAAAAUAUAGCAGACUAGCGAAAGCAUUCUAUAUUUUCAGCUUAUCAUUCUCAUGAUAAUAUAUAAUUUAGAUACAACGAUUCUCUUAGUCCUUCUAAAUUAGCUAUUAAUGAUCUGGCUUCGAAAGGAAUGACUAGCGAACCAGGUACUCCCACAGUAUCAAUAGCAAAAAAAGCAAGAAAUUAUGAUCCGGGAGCUUAGAUGCAGCUGCUUAACUUGAAAAAUGCUAGUGGAUAUAUGACAGGAGACCUGACAAAUGCAGAAAAAUCUUUAGGCGAUAUGAGUUUUAAAAAGUAAGAAGGAUUUAAAGGAACAUGGAAAAGAAAUGCGUUCUUGAUAAUUACUUUCACUAAGAAAUUUAUUAAUAAUCUUAAAGAAUUAACAAUGAGCUACAAAUUCAGUUAAAUGAAAUAGCAUUAUUUUGAGCUAAUCGAUGACAAAGCUAAUGAUUACAAAUACUACCAAAUACAUGAUUAAUUCACUAAUGAUCAACCAAAUUAAUUUUAGAUUAUGCUAUACAAAAUGAAAGCUAUUUUCAACAAAAAUUUAUACGUCAACCAAUAGAAAAAUGAAAAAAAAAAAAAUUAGAUAAAGCUAUUUUUAAAUCGUAUUUUCAAUAUUGAUAUUCCUAUUAUAAAACCUGAUUAAUAUAUUAAAAUUAUUUGGGAUUGCUUUAUACUAUUCUUGCUCUUAAUUAACCUAUUAUAUAUCCCUAUGAAAAUAUCAUUUUCAGAAGUUACUUAAUUUAAUGAUUAUUUACUUAUUUUUUUUGAUGAUCUUCCAAGCUGGUCAUUCUUAGUUGACGUUAUUUUGAAUUUCAACACAGGAUAUUAUUCGAAAGGAGUUAUAAUCACAGAGAGGAGUAAAAUAUUUAAUCAUUACAUUAAGGGUCCAUUCUGGAGAGAUAUUAUAGUAGUUGUUCCUUUUCUAUUUUCUUCUGUCAUGAAUGUUAAAUUUUUGAAUAUUAUUCUUCUUCUUAGAACGAAUAAAAUACUCAAAAUCUAACGUUCAAUUGAAGAGCUACUUAAUUUAUAGCAAUUCUAAACUUCUAUUCUUAAUUUAAUAAAACUUAUCCUUACUAUUAUUUAUAUAGCCCAUAUAUGUGGGUGCUUCUUCUAUUACAUGCAUGUGCUCUAAGUUGAAAAUGAUAUUGCUGCAUUUACAUGGGUUAAAAAGUUUGGUUUAUAGAAUUAAAGCUGGUUUAAUCUCUACAUUACUUCUGUUUAUUGGGCAGUAAUCACUAUGAUUACUUUAGGCUAUGGUGAUAUUUAUCCUGUUACAUUAAUCGAAAAAAUCUAUGUUAUUUUUGUCACAUUACUUUCUUGUGGUGUUUUUGCGUAUGCUGUUAACGCUAUAGGAUACAUUAUAUAAGAUAUGAAUAGAAAUAGCACUUAAUUUAAAGUUAAAAUGAGCAGUCUUUCACUUUUCAUGAAAAAAAGAGAUUUAAACAACUUUACAUAGAUGAAAGUAAAGAAAUACUUUUAGUAUCUUCACGAUGAAUAAAAUGAAGAUAACGAAGAUGGUUAAAAAUUACUAAGCUAGUGUAAUAGUACAUUAAAAAAUGAAGUGUUAACAGAAAUGUAUGGUUAAAUUUUAGAGUCAAGAAAGGAAUUUCGUUUGAACUUUUCAAAAGAAUUCAUCUAAAAACUUGCACUAAAAAUGAGAGAAAGAAGACUCGGUCCAGAAGAAAUAAUAUUUAAAGAAAAUGAAUUUUGUAGGAGAGUUUAUUUUGUAAUGAGGGGAAAUGUUGCUUUACAAAGAACAAGGACUAUUAAUCACAAUAACCAAGAAAAACAAAAAGAAAUAAAUAUGAAAAUUUUGAAAAAGGGAGAUAUAUUUGGUUUGGAAUCAUUUUUGACUGGAAGUGAAACUAAUGUUUGUGCUAAAGCUCAAAAUGUGGUCUAACUGGUUUAUUUAAGGGAUGAAGAUUUUAUUUAAGUAAUUUAGGAGUUUAAAGCUGACAAAGAAGCGUAUUUUAUGAUAAAAGAUAAACUUAACCUAUUAAAGGCAUGCAGAGGAUCUGGAAUCAGUUGCACUCUCUGCGAUUCUUUUUCUCAUCAAUUUUUAAAUUGUCCUUAUAUGAGUUAUCAGCCAAACCAAAGAAAAUUAUUUAUUCAAUAUCUAAAGGAGUAAACCUAAGAACGGAAAAAAUAUGAAAGAGAAACUAAAUAAUAAAAAUAUCCUACAAAAGAGUCUCUUUCAAGAACAUAAGAAGCAUUUAUAAGAUUAGUAUUUGAAUACAAUCCUUAUGAAACCCUGAAUGAAUUACUCGAGUAAAUACAAAUACUUGACGAUGAAGGAGCUCUAGAUUAGAUUGAUACACCAGAAAUGGUUACAAAGUAUAUGAAAGAUCCUUAAGAAUUCGAAGACAUCGAAGACCUAAACGAUGAAUAUGAAAUAGAUCAAUACAUAAAAAAUUCUAACGAAGCCCAAUCAAACAAUAACCUUAUGAAAGAGAAUUUUGAUGAUAGUGUGAGAAUUAGAAGAGCAACUGUUGAAUCUUUAAAUACACCAGAUUAAUAAAUUGAUAUUAUUAAUGGAGGCCACGUAUAUAAUACAUUUAUCAGGCAUAGCUCUCUUAAAAUGAAUAAGUCUGAUAACAUAUAGCUAGAAAUUCCAAGAAGAGAAGAAAGAAAAAGCAGCUUUAGAAAACAAACUUAAUUCUCAGCUCAUGAUUAGGUAAUCCUAAUUAAUUAAGAUGAUACCACUCCGAAAAGAAUGAGAAUGAUAAAUAACUCAGAUAAUAGCAGUAUGAAAUAGAUUAAUAGUGAGAAUAUUAUAUAAACACCUCUACUAACACAUAAUGUGCCAAACUCUCCUUAGCUGGAAAAGAAUAGAUAAUUCUAUCGAAAUUACAGAAGUUUUAAAGAUGAUGAUGAAUCUUUAGACAAGUAAUAUCCUUACAAUAAUUAUGGACCAAAUAGUUAAGUUAGUAUCUACUAACUAGAUAAUAAUAUUAGAACUGUAUCAAUCAAAAGUAACAAAAGCCAUCAUUACGAGAGUAAGAGAGAAAUAGAGAUUAAUUAAAAUACGAAUUAUGCUCCUCCUGGUAGUAGUAUGGUUUAAUAAAUAAAAGACUUUACGACUAUUCAAAACUUUGAUAAGGCGCAUUAAUGGAAUGUUUAUUUACCCCAUAAUAAUUUUGAUAAGGUUUUGAGUUAGCACUAAGCUCUUUUAGAAAAAAUAUUAAAAGAAAAAAGAAAGCGUAGACGUAGAACUAAUAGAAACCAUUCUUAGAAAUUAAAGCAAAUGCAGUAGCUUUUUUCAAAUAUUUAGGCUAAGAGUUAGCAAAAAAAUAAUACAAAAAUACUUACCAGAAAUUAAUAAUCAAAGCAAAGUUUUGUUAGCCACAAGGAGAGCUCUUUAAAUCCAAUAUCAAGAAAUCAAUCCUAACUCAUUUUAGCAAGCCCUAGAAAUGAAAAUAGAGAACCUUCUAGAUCUAUGCUUAGCUAAAUGGAUUUUCCUUCAGAAUUACCUAUUCAAAGUAGCAUUCAACAUUAUUGA
Molecule: messenger RNA, 4167 nt
Organism: Tetrahymena thermophila SB210
Lineage: Eukaryota; Ciliophora; Oligohymenophorea; Hymenostomatida; Tetrahymenidae
Product: cation channel family protein
Exons: 3
Biological process (GO): potassium ion transmembrane transport; regulation of membrane potential
Cellular component (GO): membrane
Molecular function (GO): voltage-gated potassium channel activity
Source: RefSeq, a predicted model, not a curated record